AUGGGGAACUACCGAAGGGCACAUCAUGCAGGAUCUUGGUAUUCCAGCAAUUGCACUGAAUUGAAGAAUUCAAUAGAUACCCUUUUCAAGAGAAUAAACUUCAAAAAGCAAAACAUUAAAGCGGCCAUUUGCCCGCAUGCAGGAUAUGAUUAUGCACUCCAAACAAAUUCCCAUGUCUAUGCUUGUAUCAGCGUGGAGAAUAUAAAGAACAUCUUCAUUCUAGGCCCGAACCACCACAUUUACAACAAAGGGUGUCUAUUCCCCAGAGUAGAAAAAUACGAGACACCAUUCGGCUUCUUAGAAAUAAAUGAGGAAGUCAUCUCAGACAUUAUGCAAAAUGGCACUAAGAACUUAUUCGGAUUUAUUGGAGAUGUAGACGACGAAGAAGAACAUUCCAUAGAAAUGCAAUUGCCACUGAUCAAAUAUUUAAUUAAGGAAAAGAACAUAAAAAUAAUACCCAUCUAUGUGGGAUGCAUCGGAAAUGACAUUAAAAAAAUUGAACUUUUUUGUAAACCAUUAAAAAAGUAUUUUCAAGAUGAAGGAAAUUUGUUCUUGUUUUCCUCUGAUUUUUGCCACUAUGGACCAAGAUUUAGUUUUACCAACAUUCUGCAAAAAUACAACGACACACAUAUCUACAAGCAGGUUGAGAACAUGGAUAGAGAUGCUGCUGAAAUAAUCAGUAGACAUGAUAUAACAGACUUUAUUGAUUACCUAAGCAAAACACACAACACGAUAUGUGGCUCAAAUCCGAUAAAAAUUAUGCUUCAAUUGCUUCAAGAAUUUUCAGGAAAUGUGUCUACCAAGUUGAUGCACUAUUCUCAGUCCAACAGAGCAAAAAGCACGAAUGACUCAUCUGUCUCCUACGCUGGAAUAGUUUCGUUUAUUGAUUAA
Messenger RNA from Plasmodium gonderi, 891 nucleotides. RefSeq lists its product as hypothetical. Lineage: Eukaryota; Apicomplexa; Aconoidasida; Haemosporida; Plasmodiidae. The coding region runs from base 1 to 891 and encodes 296 amino acids. The record is from RefSeq and is a predicted model, not a curated record. The transcript has 12 exons.